CCCGGCCCGGGACAGGAGCGGACAGGGCGGGGCGGGAGGGCUGAGGGAGGGAGGGGGCCGCCGCCGUUGCCGCCGCCGCCGCCGUUGGAACCGACCGGGCCGCGCCCCGCCAUGUUCAACGUGGAGAGCCUGGAGCGGGCGGAGCUGGGCGAGAGCCUCCUCACCUGGAUCCAGACAUUUAAUGUCGAGGCACCAUGCCAGACUGUGGAAGAUUUAACGAGUGGGGUUGUGAUGGCCCAGGUUCUUCAAAAAAUAGAUCCAGCUUACUUUGAUGAAAACUGGCUAAACAGGAUCAAAACAGAAGUAGGAGAUAAUUGGAGGCUAAAGGUAAGCAACCUGAAGAAAAUUUUAAAAGGGAUACUGGAUUACAACCAUGAGAUUUUGGGGCAACAGAUUAAUGACUUCACGCUUCCUGAUGUUAACCUGAUUGGAGAGCAUGCUGAUGCUGCAGAACUUGGAAGAAUGCUUCAGCUUAUUUUGGGAUGUGCUGUCAAUUGUGAACAGAAGCAAGAGUACAUCCAGACCAUAAUGAUGAUGGAAGAAUCGGUUCAACAUGUUGUCAUGACAGCCAUUCAGGAGUUGAUGAGUAAAGAGUCUCCCGUCUCUGUUGGAAAUGAUGCUUACGUUGACCUUGAUCGGCAGCUGAAGAAAACUACGGAAGAGUUAAAUGAAGCACUGGCAACAAAAGAAGAAAUUGCCCAAAGAUGUCACGAGUUAGAUAUGCAGGUUGCAGCCCUUCAGGAGGAGAAGAGCAGCUUACUUGCCGAGAACCAGAUUUUGAUGGAACGUUUGAAUCAAUCUGAUUCUAUUGAAGAUCCAAACAGCCCUGCAGGUCGUAGGCACUUGCAGCUGCAGACACAGCUAGAACAACUCCAAGAGGAAACAUUCAGAUUAGAAGCUGCCAAAGAUGACUACAGAAUACGCUGUGAAGAACUGGAAAAGGAGAUUGCUGAAUUGAGACAACAGACAGAAGAGCUUACUACAUUAGCAGAAGAGGCUCAGUCUCUGAAGGAUGAGAUAGAUGUACUCAGGCAUUCUUCUGAUAAAGUAGCCAAGUUAGAAAGCCAGGUGGAAUCAUACAAAAAGAAAUUAGAAGACUUGGGUGAUUUGCGGCGGCAAGUGAAACUCUUAGAAGAGAAGAAUACGAUGUACAUGCAAAAUACUGUGAGCCUGGAAGAAGAACUAAGGAAGGCCAAUGCAGCACGCAGUCAGUUGGAGACGUACAAGAGACAGGCAGUUGAACUACAAAACAGGUUAUCUGAAGAAUCCAAGAAAGCUGAUAAAUUAGAUUAUGAAUGCAAACGGCUGAAAGAAAAAGUAGACAGCCUCCAAAAAGAAAAAGAUAGAUUAAGAACAGAAAGAGAUUCUUUGAAAGAAACUAUUGAAGAGCUCAGGUGUGUACAAGCACAGGAGGGUCAGCUCACCACUACAGGAUUGAUGCCGCUAGGAACACAAGAACCUUCAGACAGUUUAGCAGCAGAAAUUGUUACUCCUGAAAUAAAGGAGAAACUCAUUCGCCUUCAGCAUGAGAACAAGAUUUUAAAAUUGAACCAAGAAGGUUCUGACAAUGAAAAGAUUGCCUUGUUGCAGAGCCUUCUUGAUGAUGCAAACUUAAGGAAGAAUGAAUUGGAGACAGAGAACAGAUUGGUAAAUCAGAGACUCCUAGAAGUGCAAUCCCAGGUUGAAGAACUACAAAAAUCUUUGCAGGAUCAAGGUUCAAAAGCUGAAGAUGCUAUUUCAAUUCUUCUGAAAAAGAAACUUGAAGAACAUCUUGAGAAACUCCAUGAAGCUAAUAACGAGUUACAGAAGAAACGAGCUAUUAUUGAGGAUUUGGAACCAAGAUGCAAUAACAGUUCACUCAAAAUUGAAGAGUUACAAGAAGCCUUACGGAAAAAAGAGGAGGAAAUGAAGCAAAUGGAAGAGCGUUACAAAAAGUAUUUGGAAAAGGCCAAAAGCGUCAUCCGCACCUUAGACCCUAAGCAAAACCAGGGUGCAGCUCCUGAGAUUCAGGCUCUGAAAAAUCAGUUGCAAGAACGGGAUAGAAUGUUUCAUUCAUUGGAGAAAGAAUACGAAAAAACAAAAAGUCAAAGAGAAAUGGAGGAGAAAUUUAUUGUUAGUGCCUGGUAUAAUAUGGGAAUGACCCUGCAUAAAAAAGCAGCGGAAGACAGACUAGCUAGCACAGGCUCAGGACAGUCCUUCCUGGCCAGACAAAGGCAAGCCACGAGCACAAGGAGAUCGUACCCUGGUCAUGUCCAGCCAGCAACUGCAAGGUUCUUUUAGGCCUAAAAUCUAAAGGAAAUGCCAUGAAGAAAGAAAGAAUAGAUGCAGGAAAGAAAACAAACGUUAGCAGUAGAAGCCAUUAAGUAAUUUUAGAAACUCUGCAGGAAGAGAAAUCUGGAGACAGUUAACUUAAAGGAGAAACUUGGCAGAAAUAUUUGGUAUGAGUGUAGUGUUAGACUUUAAAGUAAGGAUAGUACUAAGUAAGUACUACCCAUACUUUCAGGUAAGUACUAUCCUUAUUUGCAAGUAAAGAUGCAUUGCCCUGAUGACUUUGGUGGUUCUGUUACAAAAUACUAGUUAUAGACAGUGGAUAGCUACAGAAAGCCUUGUCUUUAUUAGGACUGAACAUACACUGAAUAUAAAAGUAGUUCCUUAGAAAGAACAUGGGGUCGGGUCGGGUUGUUUGGUGUUUUUUUUUUUUUGCAUCAGGUUUGGCUUGUGUGAGCACUGUUCUGAAGUAAGUGUGUUGAUAGGUGCCUCCAGAGCUGGCCAGGUGAGUGAGAAGGAGAGGUUCCCAUCCCUUCUGAGGCUGUGACGUGCAGGAGUCGUCUGUCAUGUCUGCGUGUGGGAAAAACACAGGAUGACAGAGAGAAGUUAAGGAGGUUUUAAGUCACUAAUUAACCACUUACAAUGAAGUGGAGCUAAUGAGAUCUGGUGCUGAAUAUUGAAGGGAGAUGUCUCACCAAGAAAUAAUCCCGCAGGCUGACAGCAAGCCAUCAGUUACAUAUAGCUGAAAUAUUUUAUACUGGUAAGAAAAGGAGAAGUCACUCCUCUACAGGCAGGUCAUGCUGAAUAAACUGUCUCAUUCUGAAGGUGCCACAGGAAUAAUGACAGGUUAUGCUGAGUGAAUUUACGCUCACAUUUCUGUCAUCUUCUGGAGAGCUGCUGCAACAGGUAGCUUCUGAAAGUAUUGAUUCAUUUUGAGAAGUUCCCCAAGAGAAGGAAAUUAACAGACAGUUAUUUUAGAACAAGAUAAGAAUUUCAGGUUUGAAAAGGGCACUCUCAGAUGAACCGAGGUAUUUGUACGUCCUCAAAAGAGAAGAGAAUACACUGUCCAGAAUUUACAAGUCCUCUUUAAAAGUACUAAUGUCCCGAAGAGAAACCUGUAAUGUCACUUCUGUUUAUGUGCAUCAGGUCACUCAGAGCAUUACAAAACAGUAAGUCUGAACUGUGUAAUAGCCAGGUGAGAUUAAAGGAGUAGCCUGUAUUCAUUUAUGCAUAAUAGAAUAGGUAAAUUCUUAUGUAGCUUGAACUUUUAUUUUUUAUUGACUAACUACAGUAAUCUUCAUAUAAUUAAUCCUGAACUCUGUAACUUUCUGCAUCCAGGCAGUGCAAAGCAAGCAUAACAGCACAUCUCAAACAGACAGUAAUUACUCCACAUACACUCCCAAGGUCUGCUUUGAAUGUGUUCUUUUUAAGCAUUUUCUGUUUUUAUUCCAUUUGAUUUAUGUAUGUAUCUUUCUGUUUGUUUUUCAACUGUUAGUUGAUCAGUAUUCUGAAAAGGAAAAAAGAGGGACAUACAAGCUGCAGGACUUGCAGCAGAAAGACCUUUUUUCGCUCUAAGACCUUGAGUUUAGUUAUGAGUAUUUUUCCUUGGGUAUGUAACCUGGGUUUUCCUGUCACAGGAACUGUUCUUAGAACUGUGCUUGACUAGUGCAAUACUAGGGAGUUGGAAAUGAGGAGAGAAACAGUUUGCACAGUGUGAUUUCAGUUGGGUGAAGCUACUUUACUCUUUGCGUCAUCACAGUGAGGGCAAGUGAAAGUGAGAAUGAGCAGUUAGUGCUCUGCCGUGCUGUGUAAGGAUAUUUGUGCUGCUUGGCGAACCUGAAAGCACCGUAGCUGUGUUAGUAAAGCAUUCCACCUGUCAGUCCACUGGCCACAAGGGAGAGUGUAUCAGCAAGGAUGGAGCAGUAUGCAGCCUAUCCAGUUGUCCUCCAGACUUAGAUUCACUUACGCAGUAUUGUGAUGUGGUCUUAGGGCUCCUACUUGGUGUGUUUUAACAAGAAUAUGUGUAAUUUCCUUGUGAUUAAAACCUGCAUGCAACGAAUGAGUAGCGCUUGCCAGUGUAGUAUGACAGUGAUGUCGUUUUAGUGUCAUGCACAGAUUGAUCUUUGAUGAAAUAUAAAUGCUUGAAGUUUAUUUGCGGUGCUCAGAGCUUGAAGUCUCAGGCAGUGUCGUUUUGACCCUGAUGAUUGUCUUUUAGUUUAUAACCAUGCACAGUAUUGGACAGGCACCUUUGACUUUAUAUUGAGUUUGAUUUUUAUUUUUUUUCCACUGGUUGUCCUCACAGACAGCAGGAAUGCCAGAGAUUUUCAUAGCUGUGUAAACUUAGUUUCCAUAGCUAUGUUAGCAGAGAAUGGUGGCCUGCAGGACUUCACUCAGAAGUGUUUAAAUUUGUCCGAACUGUGUCUAAAUUUUGAUAUUGUUUGAAGCUAUUUUGUUGCUGUUCCCAAUUUUCGGCAUACAAUCUUCCUGUUAGUUUGAAGAGCUGCUCUGGCAAAGAUGUUUUUCCCAUGAAUUUGCACAACUCUAAGUAGAAACGGCCUUACUGAACUGCUUUGAAAAUACUUGUUCUGUUCUCUGUUUUUUAAAUGGUGAUGUUAUCUGCUUUUUAACUUUCUCUUUAUUCUUUUAUUUGCAGUGAUGUGGUUGCAUGACCUGCAGCAUUGUUAUAACAGGGACUGUUCAGUGCAUGACUUGCUUUUCUGUCCAGACUGCAUAACCAAAACUUAACCAGUUCUACACUUAAGACUCAUGGGCAUCUGAUUUCAAAGGGAGAUCUACUUGCAGAGAAGCCUACCAUCUUGGGAAGUGGCUUUCCCACUUCCUGCUUCCAUUUACUAUUUCUCUUCACAAUAAGUCUCCUAUGAGGCUAAAAGAGAGGAAAUCCAGUAUUCAGAGCUCUACAGGAGGCGUUCUGCAAACUGACAGAGCACUGUCAGCUCUCCAUUUUACUUCUGUCUGUCCACUCCAUUUAAUUCUGAUUAACAGCAUUAACACACAGACCUCCUGCAACAUUUUCAUAUACUGAACUAUAAAAAACCUAGUCUUAAUGAGUUCCUAAAAAUGCCUUUUGGUUACUGUUAAAGUUUUAAAGCACCUGCACCCUUAAAGGAUAUACUUUGAAUCUUUAAAUAAUUAAAAGUAAAGCCAAGGAGGUGUUUUACCAGGAGAAAUGACUCAUGAAUUGCUGCUUGGCCAGCCCAUCUUCCUUAGAAAACCAGGCAAGGUUCAUCAGAUAAUCUCUGAGACAGGCAAACUACUGUGCAGUCCUUUGCUCACAGACACUGCCUGCUUCCUUACUAUGUAUAUAUGCAGUAGUUUGUGGCUGUUGUAUUUUUCUCUCUACGUUUUAGCUGUGUUGUCUGUUUCUUUCAGAAACAUUUUUUUUCCAAUCUGUGUACAAUUGUUAAACAAUCUGAGGAAAGAACGUGAAUGGAGAUAAGUAUGAAAGCUGUCUACACCUUCAGUAUUAUGCAGAUUGUCCUUGCCAGUUUAUAAUUUGGGUUGUUUAUAUUUUACCUGUACUAUUUCUUUUCUCAUUAUUGCAGUCUUAGCUAUUUCAUUUCCAAUUGCACUAGCUUGGCUGUUUCUUUGUAUUAUGAAGUUUAGCUAUAAGAUUUGCAAUAUUUAGACAGUAUAACUCGAAAUGCUUUGUGCUGCCUAUAUUAAUUUAAAGAGCUGCUUAUUUAAUAUUCUUAAAAAUCUGCACAUUUGUACUACUGUAUCUUUGUUUUGUAUUGGACAUCCAGUACUGGCAAGAUCCAGAAGGCAAGGGGGUACUGUCGUGGUCUAAGUUAAGACGUUCGUUGUACAGGGGUUGGUAUGUGAGAGGUGGGAAAAGAGGGCUGCCCAGCCACAGGCCGCGCCGCAAACACCCAACGGAACCUGGAAGCAGAGUACCCCGAGCCGCGCGGUUUAAGCCCAGUUCUAGGGAAACCCCGUUCUCGCUCGCCUGGAUCCUAAUCCUGCAAAAACAGCUGCACGCACGCUCUCCAGGAGCAGCACUCGUCUCGGGGCAGCGGCGCUGGGGAGCGGCACCCCUGGGCCCCGCAGCACUUGGGCACAGGGCGCCCAGUCCUGCUGCUUGCAGCUGUGGGCGCGGCCAUGUCCGUGUGUCUGCGCGUGCCUGGGGCCCUCGGGGUGCAUGGUGCCCUCGGUGCCCCUACCUCAGCGCGUUGUGCCAAACCGAGCUGCUCGGAGAGAGGCAGAGCGAGACCCACCGCUCUGUGCAGCGGGUGGGUGCCCCCGCACGAGGGGACGGGACGGCGGGUUCCCGGGGCUGGGCUACCCGUGCCGGCGGUGCUGCUCUGCCUGACAGCGCCUGGCGGGUGAGGACGUGUCCUCCUGGCCCGGCAGCGCCUGUGGCAGCGCAGCCCGAGGUGGGCUGCAGGAGGGGUCCGGGCAGCGGCGCUCCUGUCGGGCCGAGUCCAGCAGAGCUGAGAGGUUUGCGUCUUUCCAGGUCCCAGCCAUCAAUCCCUUUUGUUCUGUGUCAGGGCAAGCUUUAUUAGAAAAACCCCUUACUUUCCGUUGUGUGUCCCAGGCAUAGUUCGUCUCCCAUUUGCUAGUGCCGCUUCUGUCGGGAGCGCGCCCUUCUCCAGGCCACGCUGGGUGCGGGACCGCCGAGGGCAGCGGUUCCGCGCGGGGUGUGAGGGGAUAGCUGCUUUUGUCACACCUGCCUGCAAGGGUGCCCCGAGCCGAAGCUUUGCUGUACCUCAUUUAUCCAAGUGGUUUGUGCAGUUUAGAAACUAUGUAUCGGUUGUUCUUGAGCCUAAGACAUUUAUAUGUAACUGUGUUUAGCUUGACAAAACUUGAGUUCACUAAUGCAACAGAGAAACUUAAGGUAGCUUUCAGCAAACGAGCUGGCUACUUUAAUUAGAUUAGCGUAGCAUCUCUGUCACGAGGUGCUUGCGAGCUCACAAUGCAGAGGUGAUCUCCAGCAUGUCUCUGAUAUACUAACUUCAUUUAUGCUGCAUAGAAAACUCUUUUACUUUCUUAAUAGCAGCUUGUUUGACAGUCCAAAAUUAAGUGUUGACCAAUUAUCAAAGUAACUGUUUGUGAAAUUGACAGUGAUAUAUUUUCUGUAAGAGAAUGGAUUCCUAGAGUGUCAAAACAUUAAUUUCCCAUUUCGGUUCAUCUAUGAAAUGUGUAACUACCAGAUUGUCAUGGUAGCAGUAUUAAUAUACAUAUCUGUAUAUAGACAAAAAAUACCCAGUGAUGACCAUUAGAAUCAAAAGGUUUAAUAUUUUUUCCCAGUCAAAUACACUAAUGCUUCCAAGGUUACAGAAGAGUGUACAGUUGUUAAACAAGUUGUAAAUAAAGGCUUAUAUAAAAC
Cygnus olor (mute swan) is the source of this 7615-nucleotide messenger RNA. RefSeq names its product hook microtubule tethering protein 3 (gene HOOK3). The coding region runs from base 112 to 2280 and encodes 722 amino acids. The transcript has 24 exons. The record is from RefSeq and is a predicted model, not a curated record. Gene Ontology annotation, molecular function: microtubule binding; dynein light intermediate chain binding. Gene Ontology annotation, biological process: cytoskeleton-dependent intracellular transport; cytoplasmic microtubule organization. Lineage: Eukaryota; Metazoa; Chordata; Aves; Anseriformes; Anatidae. Gene Ontology annotation, cellular component: centrosome; cytoplasm.